UCGGUGGUUAUGAUUAAGUAAUAUCGUUUGCCAAUUUCGAUAUAAAAAACCGGGUCCGCUUAUCGUACCCCACCCUCAAUUAGAAAUCCUUAAACUAUCCAAUGCAAAUAAAUUUUAAUCAUAGUUAUUUACAAUUAUUUAUUGCCAGCUCUUUAAUGUAUCAAAUAAAAAUAAAUUUUAAAUCAAACAAAGUAAAAUCGUUUGUAUGGCAGCAUUAUUUGUAUCAAAGCUGAUUUUACUUUAUCCUUCAAAAUAAUAAAAAGUUAAUUAAUUUUACACUUUUUGGGUAAAGUACGAUAAGCGGACCCAGUUUUUAUAACUAAAUUAUCAAUCGAUAUUUAAUUAAUAUACCUAUCGAUAUAAUCAACCAGUAGUUAUUAAUUUGAACAGUAACUAAAUCGUCGUUAUUAUUCCUUUAUUAUUUAUGACAUUACGCAAUUGUUUAAACUAUUUCUAUUAAUUUGAAACGUUUGACUUUAUUUUCGUAUUUUAUAUAUGUUGAUAUCAAUUGACAGUUCUGUUAUUUGAUAUAAAGUAUCGGUGAUUUUAAUAAGUGAUAUAAAACCGGGUCCGCUUAUCGUACUCUUUCCCACUUUUUUGUUUGUUUCAUAUUGUAAAUAGCCUACACAUAGCCUAGGACUAGAGGUAGUUUUUUCUAUCAGUAAAAUUUGAAAAUUUCAGGUAUAAAAGUAGCUGAACUAUUCUGUAAUUUGAAAUACCUAUAAUGUCUUUUGGUUUGAUAUUGUGGUUUCAAUAGUUUAUAUAAUCAUGAAUAUCAAUCAGUCCGAUUGUGAUGGAGACUGCCUAUUAUACUGCAGUCUGGUGGUUGAUUUGGACAGAUAGGUUGGCUCUUCGGUAGGCUUUUUUGCUGGUAAUAUUUUUUAAUUUAGUAAAGCCAAUGGUAAAUAACAAUAACAAAAAAAAUUAAUUGGGGUUCCUCUGGACAAUACAUAGCAUGUAAAUCAGCUAAAAUAGGCUAGAUAAAAAAAUGUUUUGGAAAUGCUGAAAGAAAAACAAGUAAGUUAUUACUUGAAUGGUAACCUAGCACCUUUGGUGCACCUAAUGGCAAGGAACAUACUUUAAAAAAAAACAAAGUGGGGAUCAGAAAUCUACAACUAGGCUAAUUAUAUGUGACAUAAUUUGCCUUACAUUUAUUAUAAAAAUUAAUUGAGGAGCAUAUUGGGAUCCAGUACUUUUCUUCCAAUUGUUGAGGCACUUUCAUUGAAGCAAUCAGUUGUAUGGUAGAAACUAUUACGCAAUUAGACAUGGAAGUCAUUAUCUUGUGAGUAGUAGCCUGACUUAAAGAUCCGGAAGGAGAAGCUUAACGUGAAGUUCAGGAAGUAGCACCUCAGUUAAAUACAUUAAUCAGUAAUUAAGCAUUAUAAUCAGACCAUGCUAAUAGGGAUCAAACAGAGAUAGCUUACUUCAGAAGUUGAUGUACAAAGGACGACAAGAGUGUUUAAUAAAACAGCAGGGCUCAUUAAGUUGACUUUGCGAUGAAUCCCAACAUCCUGUGUGCUUGUCUGCAUAAAUUAUAAACAUGCUCAUGAAGGAGGGAUUGGCACAAAAGGAGUAAUUGAGUUUAAAAUUAUAUAAAUGGAAUUUACUAGUAACACCAAGAUGUUGCAAGAAAUAAUUAAAUAUUUGGAUUUUACCAGUCAGUUACAUGAUCUCUUGGGAUUGAUACAGAGUUAUAAACAGAAAUUAAAUUCUGAACAAGACAAUUUCUUUCCAUUACUAUACCAUUGUAUUGAAGUUGACUUUCCUCUUUUAAUUGAUAUUGCAGGUAAUGCUGCAAACUUCCUGCUCGUGGAGCCAGAUCUGGGGCAGCAGCUCUUCCAACAAGUAAUAGACUUGGCUAUUAAAACUGAAGAUCCCCGACUCAGCCAGAUGGUUAAUCAAAUUCAGUUAACACUUCGGAUUUCACUACCUCUAAUGCCAUCCAUUCUAUCUUUUGAUAGUCAAAGUAGUUUUGCCAACAAAAGUGGAUUAUCUGUGAUAAAAGGAAUUGUCAUGGCACGAACAAUAAUCAGUAAAUAUUGUAAAAGUGCUGUGUUCCGGUGCCCAACGGAGGGCUGCUGUGGUCACAAGGGUCAUCGAGUGUUUGAUAGCCAUUCCGCAGCCAGUAUUUGCAGCUACUGUGGCUGCACAAAUGAGGAAUUUUUGCGUGCUCGCAUUAAUGGAGAUCAAGCUUUGGCUGUUUUUGUCAACCCGAGUGGUUUUCAACAAAAUAACUUUCUCAGACACCAGGGAAUAACUGUUAGUUUUAAAGAUGAGUUGACAAGAGACUUAGAGCUGGGUGUGUGUUACAAUGUGGUAGUCAGCUUCAAGCCUCAUCACAUGGUGGCAUGGGGCAUUGAACGUACAAUCUCUGAGCACCAGUGGCGAUUUACCAAUGGUCUGCCAACUGUAGCAAUCCCACUAGCAAUUUUACAGCACUUACAAAAGACAGAUUUAGACUCUCCAUGGAACCUAACAGCAACCUUAUCCUCUCAGCUUGCCUCUCACAUCUAUCCUCUUAAUUCCUUCUUCCAGUUGAAAAUUGGACUCUUGUUAAGUCUGGCAUCUCAGGAUUUGGACAAGAUGCCAGUGCAUCUACUAGCUGUGGGGCCUGACUGCUGCCAGCUACUGCAGAGUGUCAGUCAACUGUCUCGGCGCCAUGUAGGGGUCACCAGCCCCACCCUGAGCGGUGCCAUGGGGGGUUCUAUGGGAGCCGUGUGGAUGGAGGCCGGCCCUCUGUUGUUGGCCUCUGGUGGUGUCUGCUACAUUGGGGAUUGGGCCAAGUUUGGCUCUGGCCGCUCCAGUGUCGCCUCACAAAUUGUCACAGCUAUAGAGAGCGGACAGGUGGAUUUGGUGGAUUCUAGCAACACUGUCCUUGGGUCUCCAGCCAGUCUACCACUGCGUGCGGCAGUCUGGACGUUCUGGUCUGGGGACAAGGCAACAUCAGCUGCUCAAACUCAGCUUCGCACCCUUAUUGAAAUAUUUGGGAUGCCUUUCAUUGGUGAUGGAAGUGGAGAUAUUGAAGCUGUAGCUCAACAUCUUUUGUUGGAGGCCAUGCAGUCUGACGUGAAGCCACCGUCUUGCAUGAUAUCUCCAGAGGAUCUGAAACAGUACCUGGAUAUUGUAUGCUCAUUCAAAGUCCAGUUGACACCAGAAGCCAGCAAGUUAUUGAGAAACUACUUUGUUGCCAGUCGAAGGGAGCGCCCGGACUGCUUACCUUUAACAGCAAUCAAGACUAUGACAUCACUGGCAGAAGCUCAUGCCCGAUUAUGUCUGAGGACUCAUGUCAUCUCUGAAGAUGUGAUCCUGGUGAUCUGUCUCUAUGAGGAAGCUAUAACUGCUCUGUAUGGUCCUUCACUCAUGUCUCCACCUCCAACUGUGUUUGCAAGUCUCAGUGCUGAGAACGGAACAUGCAUUGGCCAGCAGGUGGAUUUAAAGCUGAAAAACUUCUCAAUGUGGCUGCAACAAUAUAUCAAAUCUCUUCUAAGUGAGAGUUCAGUAAACCUCUCUGUGUGUGAGGAGUGAAAUUUACUUUAAGAACGUUAUAAUUUUUUCUUCUAUCCUUAUGUUAUAGUUUUCAUUAUUUAGCAAUUACAUUUUAACUAUAAGCUGUAUUUUAUUGUAUAGUUAAGAGUAAAAUUAAAAUUAAUGAACUUAUUAUAUGAACAGCUUCAGAUAUAGUUAUGAACCAUUUAAAAUGUAAUGAUACAGGAAGGUGUGAAAUGUUACCAUAAUGGGAAUAAAAUCAUUGUGUCUUCUUAAA
Molecule: messenger RNA, 3763 nt
Organism: Homalodisca vitripennis (glassy-winged sharpshooter)
Lineage: Eukaryota; Metazoa; Arthropoda; Insecta; Hemiptera; Cicadellidae
Gene: mei-218
Product: minichromosome maintenance domain-containing protein 2
Exons: 12
Coding region: 1597-3525 (642 amino acids)
Biological process (GO): double-strand break repair via break-induced replication
Molecular function (GO): ATP binding; single-stranded DNA helicase activity; DNA binding
Source: RefSeq, a predicted model, not a curated record